AUGCGCGCGAGGGGAGAAAGAGCGAGAGGGGCGUGUCCCCCGCGAGCCCCGCCCCUCCGCCCAAUAGGAAGCCUUCUCUGCUCUGAGCGGCGGGGCCGCCCGCCACUCCCGUCCGUUCCUCCGGUUCUCCUCAGAGAGACUUCAUCGGAGAGUCUUCUCCGCCGCUUCCUCCGGACUGAAGGAGAGGCAGAGCCGGGAGAAAAGGGGCAUCGCGCUCCGAGAGGAGAACUUCGGUUAUUUGCCAGGUAGGAGCCCGGCGUGUGUGGGGUGUUUGUGGGGAGAGUGUGGGGCAUGGCGGGGGGGGGGUUGGCGAGCCGUGUGGACGCAAAUGCGGGGCAGUCCCGGGAUAGAGACGUUUCUGAGCCGCGCGGUGUGUCCGCUUCGGCCCACGAAACCACCUUCUUCAACCCGCCCCGAAGACCUGAAGCCCCUCGGAAGAAGCUGGCCAACCUCCGUCUCUUCUUCCUGCCUGAGAACAGCAUAAGACGAAGAAAUCUUCCCGCGAAGAAAAGUCACGUUUUGUGUUUCCACCCUCGCGGGAAACAUGUCCUGGUAGCAGGGGUGGAUUUUUUUUUUAAUGGGAACAAAAUCGGAAACCCCUCACGAGUGGGGUAGUUUAAUAUAUAGGUUCGUUUCUGAGAGGAGCAAACGGUUUUGGUUUAUGCCAGGCGACUUCUUAUACGCCGAGAGGAGUCGCUUCCUUGGCGCAGGAACUCUUGCAGGAUUGGAGAUCCGAGGGAGACAACAAACAACAACAGAAAUAUCGUGAGUCCUAAAAACACACACACGGCAACAACAGAAAGACCGUGCAACCUGAAAAAGAGAGACAAGGCAUGCACUUUUGAGAGUCAAGAAAAUCUUUCAUGAAAAUAAAUCUGUAAAAAAGACAACAGCGACACACUAAUGGAUUUAGCUAAAAGCCAUCGCAAAUCCAGUUAGAGAUCCGACAAACAAAAUGAAAUAAAAAGUAAAAACCGGUGUGUGUGUGUGUGUGUGUGUGUGUGCGUGCAACAUAUCAGAUCAGUCAGUCCCCUUGCACAAUCUGCAGCAUGGUCUUUAAUGAAAGCAGCAGGAAUACUUUUAAAAUAAACCCCCCUUGCCCCCCCCCAAAAAGUGCAUCGACUCAGUGGGAGCUUUUGAGCGAAGUUCACAGUAGGAAAUUGUCUGUCUCUGUGAUGGAAGUUGAUCUUUUACAUCAUUUCAUUUUUUAAAAUUUGUCUUUUUGAUUCUGUGCAGUUGUGCAUUCAAGCACGUGCCCAAAGCAGUUCUUAUGGCGUUCUGUGUGUUGUUUACUAUUGCGCAACUGCUACUAUUAUGCUUCUGAGUUUUUGGCUAUGAUUUCCCUUUUGAUUUGUGAAGCAUCUGAACUAUGCUGCUCUUGCUGUGUUUACAUUUUGAUAAAAAGUUUCUGGGACCAUACUCCCAUACAACAGCAAUACAUCACUGUUUUUAAAUGGUGUAGCCAAAGCAUCUUAGCGUAAUGCUUCAUUUUCUUUACUUCUUAAAACACCAAUGUUAGGUGAGUUUUGUUCACAGCUUGUUGCAGGCUUUUUGUGUGAUCCCGGGAAGGUUUGUAAACUUUGUGCUGUGGGUGUGGACCAGGAAUAAAUGAAAUCAAGUGGAUGAAUACUAUUGAAGAGCUCUGGAUGGACAGAAACUUAGGCUGUACACCUACUUAAGAAUAAGCCUAGUUGAACUUGCUGGGGCUUGCUUUUGGGUAAACGUGCAUAGGAUUGGACAGUUGGACAUGCCUUUUAACUCUCCUGGGAGCACUAGUAUAUUGGCAUUUAAAUGAGUGUGUUCAAGAAAGUUCAAGAAAGUUACAUUCUCAGUCUCAUGUUCACUUACUUGGGAGUAAUAUCCACUGAAUACAGUGAGUUAUUUGGAGUAAACUUGCAUACAGCUGGGCUGCCAGGCAGUGUCAUUCCAGGACGGCAAGAGCAAGUUUGGUUUAUGAAUUUUCGAGUGUAGGUUUGCCAUUUGUGGUUUUGUGGUAUUGACUGAAUUGGACAGAGCAACAACCAGCAUAAUAUGUCGUUUGGACGAGUUGUACAAAAUUAUAUCCUUCUGAUUAUUGCUGUUUCAUUCUUGUGGCUACAUCUUUCAAUCCAGAGGGAUAACACUGUAAGUUAAUACAGCUUUGCAUGUCUGGACUGUUUCUAUCAAAAGUUUGUAGCCAAUGUAUGGUUGUUUAGUGUUCUGUAAUUAACCAGCUGAUUUUUUAAAAGGCUGUCCCUCACUUUAGACCAUUUCUUUGUCAUGAAGUGUGCAUAAGAGGGAAUCACUGUUUUCCUGUUUAAAACAAAAACAAAACUUAGAUUGAUUUGACAGUUAGUACUCUUGAAUCAGAGUUAAGUAGGUUGUAUUAUUACUUGACUCCUAAAUGUAGGUUCAACAAUCAUACUUUUUUGCUGCCCCCUUGGGACCUUUUGCAACUUCACUGAAGUUGAAGAAGUUUGUAGUUACAGUCAAAUCAUUACCAACUCUUCCCUGAAUGUGAACCAGAUCGCUAUGUUUCAAUCAUUCUUUGUUGCCUGAUUUUAGUGCACAACAUCUAAAUGCCUUUUACUUUCCUUUAUAAAACAAAGCUGAAAAACUCCAGUAACAAAAUUCUCUGUGGUGUUUUGGUCCUUGUUGUGCCAGUUAAAAAUGCUUAGGAAUGGCGUGUGUCAAAGUCAUUAACAGAAUCAUCCCAUGUAUGUCUACUCAGAAUUAAGUCACAUUGUGUUUAAUGGGGCUUACUCAGUAAGCCGCAUUGAACUGAAUAUGAAGCAGUCCUGUGCACACAUUAACUGUAUGUAAGUCCUAUUGGAAACAAUGGGACUAAAUUCUAUGUACUGUACUUUAAGGCUUCAGCAACAGACAUUGGCACAACUAUGUGCAUGCCAUAUCCCCUGUUCCUACUUUUUACUAUUAAGCAGCAUUAUUUCCACUCUAACUCUCUCAACAUACAUUCAUGCAGUGAGGAACAGCAAGCCAAGUUUCCUUCUAGUCAAGGUGAGAAGAGCAAGUACAUUUCAGCUGUCUGACAGUGAAAACCUGAUUCAUGGUAGCUGUUCUCACCAUGUCACACUUAUCCCUACAAAGCCAUCCCAUUAGCAUCUGUUAAAUAUAAUAGUGCAACUCAACAGACCCCUGAACAUUCACAUCAGCAUCAGUGCAGCUGCUUUCAAUGCCAAAGUGAAUGUCAUACUGUCACAGUUACUAUGCAUAUCAACUGUGCUGUCCUAGUGUUAUUAAAGUCAGUGGGAGUUGACUUUUGAGUAAAUAUGCGUGGGGUCAGAUUGUAAACAUUUGGGUGGAAAUGAUAGAUAGGUUGGCUUUUAUGACGCUUAAAGAAAACAGCGUUCAGUGUGAUGCUUAAAGAUGGGUAAGGGCUGUAGCUUGGUGAUACGACUUUGUGUGUAGAAGGUCCACGUCCAAUCUCCAUUUUUUUUAUAUUAAUAAAUAUCAGGACUGAUCCCUGAAAUUUUUAUGCUUCUGGUUGUAUCUUGUACGCAAUGUGUGUCCUCUAAGAAGACAAUGCAAUCAAUGGUAUUUAUUUAUUUUAGUUGGGAGGGACUGUGACUCAGUGGAAGAGCACAUAGUGGCCCACUUCCCCAGGUCAGAGAGGCUGGAGCUUGAAGCUAUUGCUUCAGCAAUGAAGCAGCUCAGACUGGGAGCUUAUAUAUAGACCUGGAGGCUCCAUCUCCUUCCUGUCAGGUGCUGAGGAGUUUCCUUGUGCUCCUCCCUCCUGAAUAGCCUUACAGAUAGCUAGCCAGGUCCUUUGGUAGCCACUCUUAAGUUCUUUCAUGGCUCACCAUCUCAUCUGCUCUUGUGGCCACAGGGGAGGUCUGAGAGCAGGCCAGGAACCCAAGCAGCUGGUGGGGAGGUCUUAAGUCUGGAGUAAGGAUGUCCAGGUCUAAUGGUUCCUCAGGAUCAUUGGUGGUAUGGAGACAUUCUAGAGGGUCCUGCUUCCUUGCUUAUCAAUGGAGGAGGCAUUUGGGGUUGAGGUCUGACCAGGGUUGCAUCCUGACUUUGGCUUUGUGCAUAAAGAAGGUUUAACAUUCGGUCCCUGGCCUCUCCAGUUAAAAUAAUUAUUGUAAUAACCAGGUAGGUAGUGGCAAAGACCUCUACCUGCACAUUAAGGAGCCUUCUGAAACUUUGUGUCCUCCAGAUGUUUGUUGUUGAGCCCCAGCUCCCAUCAGCCCAGCCAACAUGGCCCGCGAGCAGGGAAUUUAACAUGGGGGGGGGGGCUCACCACUACAUCCUGUUUGAUGUUAAAAUUGAGCCUCUACCCCAGAGCUUAGAUGGGAUUGUGGCAAAUCUGCUUUUUAAAAAGCACGCAGAUGUGCAGUUUGGGAUUGAGAGAGAGUCCAUUUUUCCCAGAGAAAGCCUGGGAGAAAAGAUAAACUUUGCAGCAUGCCCUAAAGGUCACUAUCCUUGUGCUCUAGUGACCAACUGGGGAAUGCAAGUUCAAAGAUGAAAAUCCUUUGCUACAACUUUCUGUUUUGCAAGGGCUGUAAGGUUAUAAACCUAUACCUACUUUCUUUUGUGUAAGCACCAUUAAACACAAAAGGGUUUGCUUCUGAGCAUACAUGCAUAGGAUUGAACUGUAAGCCAGCAAUUUAUUGGCUUUAAUUUCUCAGCUGCUUUAAGACUGAGGCACCAUAAUCGUGGAACAGAAGCAAUCUUUGCCACAGCAAGGAACUGAAUGCCUGGCAACGGACACGUUAAAUGGGAGCUAGCCAAAAUAAAUACUAUUGUUUUCCCAUAGAUAUUUUUUGCAAUUAAAAUGUUACAGAGUUUUUAAACAUUUAAAAAGAUGUAAAGAACAGCUAACACUGUGAGCUUAUUACUAUAUCUACUGCAUAUUAUCUAAUAGGUAUCAAGUGUUAUUGGGGGGCAGAGAACUAAAUAAAGGCAGCAAACUCAUUAAAAAAAAAUAGUUAAGUACAGGAUUGUGGCUCUGGAUGCCUUGAUAGAAGAGCAAGGUAGGAGUGCUGAAUCUAUUAUGUUAAAGCAAUUAUUUUCACUCUGCUUUGAUUCUGAAAAUCAACCUAGCAACCUAUUAUGAAAUUGCUUUUAAUCAAGUAACCAGAGGGGUAAUGAGAUCUCUAUUCAAAUAUUUUUGAUAUAGUUCAACAAAGGUCUUGACACCUGGAAAAGCUAAGUUGUGAUUGGAAACAUAGAAAGCUGCUUUUCACCAGAUCAGACUAUUUCCCAAUCUAGCCUAGCAUUGUCUGUUCCCAGCCUUCCUCAAUCUGGUGCCUGCUAGAUGUUGUUGGACUACAACUCCGAUUAUCUAAGAGUUGUAGAAUGAGAGUUAAUUCCUUGCACUCAUAAUAAACACUAGUUACAAGUUGCACACAACCUUAUCAGCUGGGAGGGGUUGAUUUGACUUCAGCAUGAUCCAGCCAUAGAGUGUAGUGGGCCAGAGGGAGCUUUUGUCUCUCCAACUUCCAAGAGUAGCUCACCUCUUCCUUUCAGAACAUGUUUUAUGUCUGUGCCUAGUAAUAAAGCCAGCACAUUUUGCACCAGAUUUCUGUGAUAGACUCUCAAGACCCUGCUGAAUGUAGUUAAAAAUUCCACACAAUUUUAACUAGUGUUGUAAAUCUUGAAAACUACAAAUGGUGCUUACUAAAAAAGGACAAUAAUCUCCAAAUGCCACAGUUCUGUUCAUCAAGUGUUAUUGAACUGACAUGAUGUUGACUUUAAAUGUUGGUAUGUGUCACUAGUAAUCAUUUGUCAUGUAGAUCUAUCCUGACCUCCUACCCUUUCUUGGCUGUUGUUUUGACUAUAAAAUACUGAUGUUCUAGAAAACAUAGUUUUUGUGAUCCACUUUGACAAUGAUUGUUGUUCUCUUUGAUUAUUUAUUUAUUAUUCUCUGUUAUUAGAAUGGGAGGGGUACAACACAGUUGUAGAUCACAUAUUUUGCAUGUGUAAGAGCUCAGGCUUCAUCCUGAGAACCUCCAGUUUAAAGUUUCUUAGGUAACAGGUGCCGAGAAACACCUUUGUCUGAAACCUAGGAAGCCCCUGGCAGUCAGAGUAGGCCAGGGGUGAAGAACUUUGUUGUUCUCCAGAUGUUAUGGACACCAGCUUACAGCCAAUAUGGUCAAUGGUAAGAAAAAAUGGGAUAUGUAGUUUAAUAUAUGGAGGACCACAGACAUACCAAACCUGGUCUACACUUUUAAAAUGUGCUAGCAAGGCAGUUUGAGGACUGAUUCCCUAGAGAUUUGAAAUAGUAUAGAUCUAUUGCACAUUAAUUCAGGGAACUUCCCCUCCCCCCAAUAUGGUGAGGGUUCUGGGUACAGGCAGGCAGUUACUGUAUUUCUGAAGAGCACUGGGAACAGCUUCCCCCUUAAUUUUGUACAAUGACACUAGCGCUGAUCCAGUACUUGUAGCUUGAUAUCUGUAGAAAUGGAAUGGGAGGGAGCAGAGUCACUGUGGGAAGAAAUGCUUGUGCAUUCCUAUCCUAAUUGCAGUUGAUUCUUCUAGCCUGGCAAGUCAAGGGGCUGUUGAAACUGAGAAGACUGAAUGGCAACGAGAUUCUAGUCUGAUCAGUUUCACUCUUAGCUUAGGGAAAAAACUGUCCUUGAAUGACAGAGCAACGUUUAGAGAGGCAGCCUUGCACUGCUUCUUCACUUCUUUAAAAACAGCUGCAUGUGUAUGAGAGUUUGCAAAAGAAUAAAAAGUGUGUGUGUGUGUGUUGUGUGCCAAGGGCAGCAUCCCUUUGCAAGAAUGGGGGGAUUGUGAAAACAUCUAGCAGUCCAAAAUGCAUGGUUGGUGGGCAGUGCAAAGGCUGGAUUGUGUGAGGAGACAAGGAGAGUGUCAUUGUCGCUAAAUAGGGUAUUCUGGGCUAUGUGAAAUGUGUUUCAAGUAGCAGCUUUUCCCUUGGAGUUGUUGAGUGGGUUUAUAUGUGUGGCUUCAGAUCAUUGUGGGUUAAUGCGUGUGUGUCUGUGUGGGCUUGAAUAUGGCCUACCACCUAUGGGGACCACAGAUUGGAAAAACAUUUGCCUCCCUACCAUAGUGCCUCUGUAGUGGCCAUCAUUCAAUGGUAUGAUGACUUACGUGCAAUUAGCUCUUUUAUAGCUUCACUGGACUGAAAAGCAGCACAAUGCUGAAGGCACUUUGGGGAUUACCUUUGGAUCAGUUUCUUGGUCUCUUUCCAUCAAAAAUGCCGUUAUUUUCUCCUUGGGAGCAUCAAGUUUUAAAAUCUAUGCAUUGCAGCCGAAAGCAGUGCGUAUCCUCCUAGUGUAGCUGUACGCAAAGUCCCUUAUUCAUCAUUUAGAAGGUUAUUGUGCUGAACUUUUUGCGGUAUAAGCAAAAAAACCCUAACCUUCAACUAUACGUAGAUUAAUGCCAGUUGCAGUUCUUCAUAUACGUUGUGGGAACACUUCAUCUCAACAGCAUAUGUAUUUUUUCAAAGGCAAAGGGUUUUCACUCUGAUAAAUGUCAUUUUCAAUCGGAAGCAUUGAACUAAAGCUUAAGCAGAUGGCCCGGACCAGUUUCUCAGUUUCUGCAUGCAAGGAUGGUUUAGUGAUAAGAAUUUGAGAUUAAAUUUGCUAUACCAGACCUUGAAGGAGACCUGUUUAGAUUGCAAGAGAAUAGCUUAUCUGAAGGUCAUGAUCUGCAUAAAGCUAGUUUUCUUUCUUCCUUUCUUUUAAAAAUUUCAUUUCUGAGAGGUUGUGCCUCAUUGUUAAGUCACGACAGAGGAGGUUUUGGCUAUGAGUUUACUUUGGCUGAUUUCAUCGCAGCUGUGUAGAUUUAGUGAAGGCUUGAUACUGCAAAUGCUUUUCCCAUUGAAGCCAGUGGCUGUUGGGGUGGUGGUUAGACGGAGACAAGUGAAUCACCAUGAAGGCAAAGUUCACAUAUUCAAGAUCUGUGUCCAGAGAUCUAUAGGACCUUUAGGACACAUACAGAGCAGCUGAGAGGAGAGGACACAGCUUGCCUAUGGGAGUAUCCAUGUAAUACAGGGAUGGGGUACCUCAGGAAUCCUCUAUUAACUGGAACCUAGCAAUUCUUCCCAGGCCACACCCUCCUCUAGCCUUGCUUUGUACUCAAGUAUGUUUGCCUGGCUGGAAUGUGCCCUUAAAGUCUGAUAGUGCAUCUCACUUUCCUAGACUGAGGAUAGAGAAGGGUGUGUGACUGCGUAUAGAAAUUAGUGUAUUGUACGAAGGUAGAAAUAACAUUAAUUCCCCCCCCCCACUAUCACCUCUGGACUCACCCACAACCUUGCGCUGAAAAGGGUCCCCGCCCCUGAUUUAAGCUGAUGGUUAAGCCAUCAGGGGAAAGCACUAACAGCAGCCAACUUGCUAGUUCAGGGGUAUCCAGCAUAGUGUCCUCCAGAUAAUUUUGCUAUUGGCCAUGCAAGUUAAUGAAUGAUGAGAGAUGUAAUCCACAACAUUUAAAGGGCACCAUGUUGGCUUCCUAUGUGCUAGUUGGUUUAGAUCUUAGGUGCUGCGGUUAACUCUGAAUGCUGAUGCAGAUGAUGAAGAUCCGACUUGGUUGGCCCUUCUCACUGGACCUGCAAGGCAAAAAAGAAAGCUACUUCCUCAUACUAAUAGUUUAUUUCUGAGGCUCCAAGUGCCCUUUCUUUCAUUCUGAUUCGCUUAUAUUUUGUAGAAUAACAGCAGCAACAACAAGCUUUCAACAUACAGUAUAUAAAAACAUAAUAAAACAUUAAACAUAAACAAACUUCCAUAUACAGGGCUUCCUUCAGAUGUCUUCUAAAGGUUGUAUAGUUACUUAUCUUCUUGGCUCAGGGGGGGUCACAUAACUCCAUACUCUCCAACAUUUCUCUGAUGAAAAUAGGGAUGUCCCAAGGAAAAGUGGGACAUUCCAGGAUCAAAUCAGAAACCUAGAUGGCUUCUGUAAAUCCAGGACUGUCCCUGGAAAAUAGGGGCACUUGGAGGGUCUGUAAGUUCCGAGGCAAGUUUUAGUUAAAGACGUGCUCAUGCAGAGAUUCUAGGAGGUCUUCAGCUCCUGUCUUGGGAUUCCCCUUCUUUCUUGGAUGGCAAGACCUUUCAACCCUCUUUCUGGGCGACCUUUGAUAAAAGCAUCCUCCUCCUUUUCCUUUUCUUGCUGUCAAAGCGCCUGUUUCACUUCCAGGCUUGUAAAUGAUUAGCUCAGAGCAUAGUUAGAGGGAGGAGGGACUUCUAUGCAGAGGAAGCACCUUUUGACUCAUUGUUUUAGAGGUGUUGUGCUUAAAAGGCUUUUCCACAUGUGUGGGAGAAGUUUCCUAAUACACUUAUGUGCAUUUAGCGUCUGGGUUAUAACCUUUAUUGAAAGUUGGUUCGCUUGAUCUUAUUGUUGAGCGUCUUCUUCUUAAUCACAGAAAUAAAGUGCAGUUUUAUUUGUUACAGGCAUGAAAGGACUAUGUUUCUGUUCCAUAAACAAACCUCUAACAUUUGUGUGUUUUGCAAAUGCUAACGUUCAGCACAUCUUGUCAAUGCUCACGUUCAAAACCAAUUCAAGUUGCAAAAUAAUAAAAAAAAGCCCAAUCCAAUUCACAUGUCUCAUCCUCAUCUGUGAACUUCCUUUGUGUGAGCCUUUGCACUACUGCCUUUUUAUUCCUAUAGCAACCUGGCCUCCUUUCUGAUUUCAAUCUGGUAGAGAUUAAAAUGGUUUGUUUUCUGAUAGGGAGUUUCCCAGUGAAGCUUUAUUUAAACAAUCUUAGGAGCUUUUAUUAUCUCUGAAAGCUAAUUACAUCAACCGUUAUGAGGCAGUGCCUUAGAAAGGACCUUUUCACCCUGGGAAGAAAAAGAAGUAAACUAUCCCACUUCUAUGACUUUGCUGAUUUUGUUAUUCACAAGGUGAUGGAUAUCCAGAUCCUUUGCUGUGUAUUCUUAUAUUCUGAAUAUAUCUGGGGUUGGGUGAUUAACGAAUUUAGGUGUGUACAGUCAUGUUCUGAGCCAAAUCAAAUAAAAGGGUAGUGCAAUUUGUAGAAGGCAGGUGUAGUUGGAAAUAAUGUGAACCUUUUUCUGUUCAUGAUUUUUAGACAAAACUUCAAGUUGCUUCAGCGAAAUAGGAAACAAAGGGUAGAGGGAUGUGUGUGUGUAUCAUUCUUCUUAUUGCAUUGUAUAAAACAUUAAAAUUAAUUAACACUACUAAGUUAGGGCAAUUAAUUUCAAUAGAUCUGUUCUGGGUAGCACUUAGUUGUGUGCAACCCAGUUUCUCUUCUAGCCACCCUUUCACGCAAUAGUGGGGCGGCUUGCGCCAAGCCUACAUAUUUAUUUAAAUAUUUAAUGGUAUGUUCCAUUUAAGUUGGAGAUAAUGACUACUAGUUUGCAUCUGUUUGCACCAAACCUGACAGCACAUCUGUGACAGGCUGUGUCAUACUCCUUGCACAGCCUUUGAGGGGCAAGCUGGGGGGUGUGGGCAUUUGCUGAGCAGAUUCUGUAAGGGCAGGGCUACUGAGAGAGUGGGUACAGAAGGUAUUGAUGUACCAGAUCCACAGCUAAGAACAUGAGUCAUGCUUUCUCCCAACAGCAAAACCAUCCCUGACCCCUUAUGUAAGGAUGGCUAUGUAAUGUGUUGGAAGAAUAGCAAAUGAGGGAGGGAAAGCGGAUGUUCCUCCUAGCAUUUUGAAAUGCCCUAGCUACACAUGAAGUUUGCAUUAUAGUCUGGCCUUCGAGCUCUCUCUUCUUCAACCAGAAGGUUAGGACUUGCUACCUGACCCGAAGCGAAUCAAACCAGUGACUUUAACACCAAACUCAUUCCUCUAAUGUUUGGAUUAAAGGUCAGUCUCAGGUUGAAAAAAGUUGAAUAUUCCUGUUAGCUCACCAGGUGACUGGGGCAUCUCUAGGGUCUCAGGUAGAAGUCUUUCCCAGCCAGGGGUGGCUCAUCCUGUUUUUGCCGCUUGAGGCAAAACCGGGAAAUGUCACCCUUCCCUUCCCUGCCGCUUCCACUGCUGGUGCCGAUUCCCAGCAAGUUCUUGUGUCCACCACAAGAUCUUGUGAGAUUUUGCUGAGAUCUCAUGGGAAAUUAGUGCACUUCUCUGCCAGCCGUGGAGGCAACAGGGCAGGUAGCAGUGCUCAUUGGGGUGCCGCAUCGGGGACUUCCACUGCCUGAGGCAGCGGCUUCAUCCUGCCUCAUGGUUGGGGCAGGCCUGCUCCCAGCUCUACCACCUGACAACCUUAGCAACCUAGGAUGCUGCCUUAUAUUGAACCAUAUUAUUGGCCAAUCUUGCUCAUUAUUGACUACACCGAUUGGAAGCGGACUGGGGUGUUUCCUAGCUCUAACUGGAGACCCCAGAGAUUGAACGUGGGGCCUUUUGCAUGCUAAAUGUGUUUUCUAGCACUGAACUAUGGCCCUUCCUCACAUGUUAACGGGUAAAUUCAGGUGUGCUUGGAGAUCAUGUGCUCUACCCUCCAUAUAUUGCUUUCAAAUAGACUUUUGUUAAACUGUCCUUGGGAUGGUUUGUCAAAAUAGAUUCAAAGUGUGUGUUAGAGAACAAGAUGGAUUUGGUGGCUGUUUGCAGGCAGUAAAAAGUGAAAGCUGCUUUCCUCUUCAGGAUGUGAUUAUGUAUAUUUUGUGGCUUCCUGUAAUUUGAUGGAGCACAUAGUAAUACAUUAAGCAAAAGAAAAGAGCAAAAAAGUUACGAGAGUCACGUGGGAGGGGGCACAACUGUGAGUGACAUAACACAUCUAAUCUUGGCAUUUCUCCAAUUCCCGUAGCCUUUAGCCGAGAUUUGUAGAAAUGUCCUGAUAUGCGCAGCAGCAACAUGUCAGUAAUUCUUAGACGUCAGAGCAACUCAUCGGGCAAAACCAAAAACCUAUUUUAGCUCCCUAAAAGUGAAAUGCUUUUGUAAAGCCAAAGUUCAGUCUUUCCUCCAAGAGCUUAUGAAUCUGUUUAUGUUUUGAGUAAUAAGGCUCAUGGGCUGAUUAUUAUUACUCCCUGAGAAUCUUCCAGUAAUAUUUGAAAAUGUUGUUGUUUUAUUUCCCUAUUACAGUGGUGCCUCGCAAGACGAAAUUAAUCCGUUCCGCGAGUCUCUUCGUCUUGCGGUUUUUUCGUCUUGCGAAGCACGGCUAUUAGCGGCUUAGCGGCUAUAAGCGCCUUAGCGGCUUUAAGAAAAAGGAAACAAACUCGCAAGAACUCGCAAGACGUUUUGUCUUGCGAAGCAAGCCCAUAGGGAAAUUCGUCUUGCGGAACGACUCAAAAAACGGAAAACUCUUUUGUCUUGCGCAUUUUUCGUAUUGCGAGGUACCACUGUAUAGGGGUGGGGAAUCUGUUUGGCUCUUUGGGCCUGAUCCUCAUCAGGAUCUAGACUUGCAAGCCAAACUUCACAAGUGGGGAGGGUUUCCCAUUUGUUAGUCACCUGAUAUCACAGUAACAGCAGGUGAUUGAGCACUUUAAAAUUCUGAAGUUGGGACUUCAAAGUACCACAUGCAGCCCACCCAGGAGAUUUUGGAUGUGUGAGGGACUUUCCCAUGGGGAACUCCCUUACGCAUAUGAUCAAACACACUUUGCAAAGAAAAGUCAAAAUAGCAAGAUUGCUCAGGCUAUUUUGCGCCUGAGGCAGAAAAUCCCAAAAGUACUGUACCUCUCCCCGUCCCUGAGAGCAAAAAUAAAACAAUAAAUUAAGUAAUUAAUAAUUUGCUGCCCUUUCAUGACACCCCAAAACAGCUGUCUGAAGCAAGUACAUUACUAUGCCCAAUGGUAGGGCCAGCCCUGCAAAAUAGCUUUUGAAUUUUAAUAGUUUCUCUUUGGGGGAAAAUAGCUUUUACUUUAAAGGUGAUUCACAUGUCUGCAUUCCCAGUAAUAAUUGUAUUUUGAAAUAACUAAGAGUGUCUAAUUGGCAUGCCAGAUGCAAUCCCAGUUUGGAGUAGGCAAAUCACAUUCUGAAGAUAAUCUGGAUUAAAUUUCCCAGGUGAGCGCUGGAACUGGAUUGGAUGCUGGCUCUGGCAUUCAGUGAUUAUCUCAUCAUCUGUGAAAAAUAGGGCCUGCAGGACAACACUUUUCAGAUCAGAUACCCAUGGCAAGAAUGUGUAUCGGAAGCUUAACUUUCCUAAACACACUGUGCUGCAUUUUUUAUUUGGCUCUCUGUUUUAAGAAUUUUGCAAAUAGGUCGGAUGCUGCGGGAUCUAAAACUUGUUUCUAAAUCUAAAGCACUGUGUAGGGAAGAGGAGAUGUACACUAGGAUCAAAAGCUAAGCAAUUCCUUCUAUAAUGCCUUCCAUAGUCAUUUUUAAUUUUAAAUAACUAAACAUAUGCAUUCUGCACAUGAACUUAAAAAGUUUCUAAGGUCAUUGGAACAAUAAAUACACUUGAGAACUUUGCUGGACCUCAGCUCUCAUAAUCUCUGACCAUUGGCCAUGCUUACUGUGUCUGAUGGGAGUUGUAGUUCAACCACAUGUGGAAGGACACACAUUAGCCACCCCUGCUUUAGAUAAAACACUGAACAACUUUCUUUUUCCCUUUUAGCAGGAACUCGCCUUAGCUGUUGGGUCUUUAUACAAGCAUAGGAUCUGAAGUUGGACUGAAUGUGUGGUGCCAAGGCAGGGGCCUGUUGGUGUAAUCCGAUCCCCCCACCCCAGAGUGGCUCCUGCUUGCCAUCUAAACACGACUUCUGAAUGCCUUAUUUCUAAAGGCAAGAGAAAAUACUAAUGGCGGUGCCGCCCUGCCAUUUAGAAAAGUGGGAGAAAGGUCUAGCUCUCCUGUCCCCUUUUGGAGGGUUUCCCAUAACCCUGGCCAUUUUGGGAAAUAGGAUGCUGGAUUAGAUAGAUAGGUCCUUGGUUUGAGCCAGCAGUGCUUUCUUUGCAUUCUUCUGCCCCUGCCCUCCAUGCAACCAUCUGAAGCUCUGAGCAGAAUUUGUACAUGCACAAUUGUAUAUGCACAAGAACCCUGCAAAAACUAAGGCCUCCCAUGCGUAUUGGCUCAGUUCAGAGGCCAGGGGUGGGGUCUGCCCCUGUGAUUCAUCUCCUCCACCUCUUCCACACAUACAGUGUACCCUGCUGGUCAUCUGAACAAGGCCAUAGGUCUGGAUGCCUCCCAGAUGGCCAAUGGUCAGGGAUGCUGGAAGGCGUUUGGAUUGGCAUCACUUUGGAGGCAAGAAACCAUGUCAGAAUCUCUGUAUGAAGCAGCUACUUCACUUUGCUGAAAAGCUGAUUCUAUUUUUUUUUAAAUAGAAAGGCAUUAGAGGGCCAUGAGUCAACAAUGUCACUUAAGUAAUGUCAAUGAGUUCAGCAGAGUGACUUCUAAGAGGAAGGGUUUGCUUUGAAGUAAUUAAGCUCAGAGGCGGCCUACUGUGAUCCUCCACACGUAGUUGGACUGCAAUUCCCAUCAGCCCCAACUAGCAUGGCCAAUGACCAGGGAUGAUGGAAGUUGUAGUCCAACAAUAUCUGGAGGGUCCACAGUUGCCUACCCCUGGUUUAGCUUGUCAUUGAAUGCUGGCAGAAUGGGAAGAGCCUUGCGUUGUGCUGGAUAUUUUCUCAGUCGAGGCUGGAGGUCAUGAACACUGACAGGAAGCGAGCCUUAGGAACUUUGCUGUGAUAAGGAGAUCAGGAAUAGGAAGCUGUUUUUCAUGCCGCAGAGAAAAAGUUAGACUGAGAAGAUGAUAGAAUGCAAAUAGGUGGAAAGCAAAGCAGGGAAAUAAGUGGGACGGGAAGGAGAUAAUACGAGAAACAGAUGGUGACAUUUGGGAAACGGCACAGAAAGCGGAGAAUGAAGGACCCAGUAGGACAGUUAUGCCCAGUUCCUGUUAGAAAUGACAAAAAAGGUUGUCCGGUCAGUGUGUAAUCUGAAGUAUAUUUAUUGUUCUUUUUUGUUUUAGAACAGUUGGAGGAAUAGGAACAAGUAGCCAUAAUCACUAGAGGAAGGAAACUGUGAAGGCUUGAGGGACUUCGUUUACGAGAACAGAAUAUAAUAUUCACGUUGGUUGGAGCUUGAUGACAUUCAGAAGGUAGAAAGACUGCCUUUCUGCAAGUUUUUAAUGUAAGACAGCACUUGGUGCAGACCGGUCUCUCACCAUUUUUCACUUUUUCUGGCUAUAGACAAAAGAUGAGAUUUUCAGCAUCAUACAACUUUAUCUUGAGAAUACAGGGAACUGGAGAAACUGAACUUGUCUUAUAGCGGAUUCCUUUAAUAUAUAGUACACAUAAAUACAAGGUGCCAUUGUAGUCCAUGCCGCUGAAUGUCAGGUAAUAUGUACUGGAUUGAGAUACUGACAUCUUACUUUUACAUCUUAAUUUUUGUGGGGUUUUUUGUUGACCACUCUAUAUUGCAGACUCUUUAGGUUUGAUGAGAGGGAGGAAAUCACUGGGGACUGUGAACGGGUCCGCUUGUAGAAAUGUUGUGGCAUGUGAACAGGUCGGAGAUGGGGUUGGCAGACCUUCUUUAUGAGAGCUAUGUAACCCUCCAGCGCCCUCUCUUUCCUGUGCAACAAAAGACUGACUUCGGCCAUAAUCCUAAACACAUUCACAAGUAAAAGCCCCAUUGAUGCCAACUGCUGCCAGGGUUGUGCCCUUUGCUACCGAGAGACGGAGUUGCUUUAUCUCCCAUGACCUCUUUUUUGUCCACCACUUCAGCAGGCUCUCCGCACCACAAAGAACAGCAUUGCUGGAUUAUGUACUGACCUUAAGGAAAGAGUGAUCUAACCAACGGCUACAAUUUUCCUAUUCAGGGUGUCCUGUUUAGCGCGUCUGUAUCAAGUGAUUCUUGGUUCCUGGUUCUCUUCUGUUCAUUGUCUGGGCAACUGGUCAUGGGUGUCAGUUUUAAAAGCUUUCAAAAUGCUUUAUUCAUGGACUGUAGCAUGUAUGAUAGCUGGCAUUUUUGCAUUAUUCAAGGGACUGUGAAGGUUGCUUUGGCAAUUGUGUCUUUGCCAUUUCAACAAUUCUUUCUUCUUGCAUCAUGAAGGCCCACCAUUCCAUGUAUCUGAUAAAGUGAACUCUAGUCCAUGAGACCAUUUGCCACAUGGGCACUGCAGUCCAAACCCCAUUGGCACUUGGCCAGGGGAGGCCUUGGAUAGAGCAGAUGUAUCCUUCCACCCAGAUCUGCUCGCCUCUCCCCAUGGCAUGAACAGAUGGGCAUUUGGAAAUGGCUCCAGUGGAAUCACCACAACACCAACCUGCAGAAAGCCCUGAAACACAGUGUUCCAGGUGCGGGGAGUGGCUGAGCCAAGAUCUGUUGGAUUCCAAUCUGCCCAUAGUGCCAAUACACUGGGCCCAAUCCUGACCGAAGACUGGUGCAGCAAUUGGUCUGUCCUUCCACCUCCUGUCCUUGCCAGCGGGUGGAUGCUGUGAUGAUCCUGCUGUUUUGUUUUGCCCUCCCCUGCAGCAGUCAUGAUUUGGAUUGCACCGUAGAUAUAUAGUCUUUAGAAGGCCUGCAUUUUGCUGUAACAAACACAGCUAUCUUUAUUGAAUUGUGUUGUGGCAGUUGGAAUGUCGAAUUGGAACCCUGGAAAUUUCUACUCAUAAUGAGUCCAGCUGUAUGGCCUGAGGCAAGUCACACUCUCUUAGCCUAACCUAUCUCAGAGCUAUUGCAAGGAUAAAAUUGGGCGACUCUUUGCUACCAUGAUCUCCUUAGAAGGAAGGUGGAAUAUAAAUGCAUUAAAUAAAUAAAUAGUACUGCUAACCUCAGACACAUGAGUUAAAAAAGUUAUGUCAACCAAAGAGUGCAGGAAAUAACUUUCUAUUUUGACCUAGGAGUUAAUUGUCCAUGGCUUUUGCCAUCUUGCAACUUUUUAUUUUUUUAUUUUGUGUGUGUGUGUGUGUGUGUGUGGUUAAACUGCAGAGCUUAAAAUGAAUGCUGAAUUUGAGGGAAAUGCUCUUAGUUCAAACAGAGCUUAGACUUUUCAGAGUUUCAAGAUGAAUGCUGCAAUAUUACUACUACUACUACUACUAUUACUACUAUUACUAUUACUACUACUACUACUACAGCAUUCAUCUUGAAACUCUGAAAAGUUUUCCCAGCCACUCUGGGUUGACUUACAGCAUACCUAAAAACAAAAUAAAAAUAUCAAGGAUUAAAAACAAGCAAGAAUAGCUUUCAUUAUAAGUGUGAUGCUGACUGGACCAGUAAGGCGGUGUAGAGAUGUAUAGAGUUUGCACUCUGGUGAGACCACUAUGGAUUCACACUUGCCCUUUUCUUUCAUAAGGAAUACAGCCUUCCUCAUAUAAUUGAGUUACAGAGCAACUGAUGCUUCCUGUUUUCAGCAGAAACGCCGGCUGUGCAGAGUGCUGAUUGGUUGGUCCUUGUGGCAAUCACAAAGCCUCAUCUCUCCUUCGUUCUUGCUGCCAACGUUUUGUGGUUUAUUUUUGAACAGCAUAAAAACUAGGUAAAAAGCCAGGCGUCUGAUUAUUAUUAUUAUUUACAGCAAGCCAAAAAACCCAGCUGAAGCAUGGGGAGGAGACAUGAAAAUCAGUGCUCGAUUAGGAGCCAGAUAAGAGUGUGAUUUAGGGGACUGGUGAGAUUUGAAUCUGUCUCAUUCAGCAACAGCAACAAUAUAUACUUGCUCCUAUAGAUAGAUACAUAUACACUGUAACGUUGCAGAUAAUUGCUUAUGUUUUUCCUACUUGAAUAUAUUUCUUCCUUUUCUAAAACAUUAUUCCAAAAUAGCAACUUUUGCUCUUUAGUUUAAAUUUACAUUCCCCUUCUGCCUUGUAGGAGUUUUGUUGAGCCGAGAUAAUGGACGAUUACAUUCCAGUAUAGGGUCAUCACAUGCAUCGUUCUUUAAUUUCAGUGACACUUGUACAGAGACGUUACUGAUAGUGUGAUAUAUCACUGCUAUGAAACACUUGUGCGUUUUCAGAUGAGAAUUAAGACAUCCCUGCAUUGAGUGGUCAAUAACAUGUUAAGUCCAUCCCUUUAAAAUGUAAGUGCAGUUGAUUCCACACAGAGUUGGAACUUUAUUCUGCUGAAUAGUUUGAGAAAUUAGGGUUAUCUUCUGGGCUUAUAAACACCUUAAAAAGUCAUUGCCAGCUCUCCUUGUAAUUUAUUAUUAUUAAUCUUUAUUAAAUUUGUGUACCACCCUUCAUCCGCAAAUCUUGGGGUGGUUCACAACAUAAAAAUGCAAUAUAAAAAAUACAAAAUACAUAAUAAAAAUAAGAGCAAAAGCAAAUAAAUUAUGUCCCUUAACAACACAUUUAACAGGGUAUCAGGUGUCCAAAGGCCUGGUUGAAAAGUAACAUUUUUGCCUGGCGCCUAAAGGUGUAUAAUGAAGGCGCCAGAUGAACAUCCGUGAGGAGAGCAUUCCACAAAUGGAGCCACUGCAGAAAAAGUCCGUUCUUGUGUUGCCACCCUCUGGACCUCCCGUGAAGGAGGCACACAGAGUAUUGCAAUUUGUGGCCUGUGCCCUGAAUGCUUGACACAAGAGAGCCUACAAGUAGUAUCAUAAAUCACAGAGCUUUCUUAAUAUAUUGCCUAAUGACUAUCUUGGGCAGGAAAAGUAAUCUUUUUUUAAAAUGCACAGUCCAAAACAACAAUUAAUAUUAGGGGCUUAGAAUUGUUUUCCAGAAACCCACUCUGUAAGUUUAUGAGAGCACUUUAAAACUUCUUCUAUAAGCGCAUGUAUUUGUUCUGAUUUGGUCAGUUGAUUGACUUUAAGUCUUGUUAUAUGGAAGAGGAUUUUACGUUUCCAAAGAAGAAGAAGAAUCUGGCCACAUGUAGCUCACAUGUUUUACUUUUGGAAACCCAUAGAUGAACUUCCAGUAAAUCUGCGGUUACACAUUGGAAUGGAUUGUAAAGAACACAUUAUUUUGUUCCAAAGUCAACAGCAAAGUGUUCUUCUGCAGAAUACGUGCAGUGCUGUGGUUUUAAUUUGUGUAUGAGUGUGUAGGAAGGAGAGAGAGAAUCUGGAAGCGUCGGUUAACACGUCAGGGAGAAGGCUUGCUUAAAAGCACUUCUUCCUGACUUGUACGUUUUCCAUAUGCAAAGAGAUCUUGGCGCAUGUGUGUGUGUCUAUGCAGGAGGAACAGUUUAAAACAUGAAACACUCAGACCAACGUUGUUCAUUUUAGCAUUCUGUUAACAACAGUGGUCAGCCUCCGGGCAUCUGGUGGCCUCUCAGUCUUCCUUUACUCUAGCGUGAGGGUAGACAAAUUUGCCAAGAUACUUUCUAAUCACAUGGAACCUUACUCUGGAACAACAAAAUAUGGACUAGCUGUUGGUUAUGAACUGCAUUGCUUUUCAACAUUGCAAUGGGUGGAAGCCUCAUUCACUGUCCAUGAAUUAUAGACACAUAUGGAACUAUACAUUUAUAAACUAUUUGGGGUGGUGGAUGGGCAAGAUUGUCAAGGCAGUGGUGGCUGGUCAGCUUCAGGCAUGGUUGGAGGAAAAGGGUUAUCUGGACCCAUUUCAUUGUGGCUUCAGGCCUAUUUUCAGAACUGAAGGAGCCUUGAGGCACUUACUGAUGACCUAGAAUCAUAGAAUUAUAGAGUUGGAAGAAACCCCCAAGCCGUCUAGCCUCUGCAGUGCAGGAAUCUCAACCUCGAAGGAAGAAGAGUCCACCACCUCUCAUGGGAGUCUGUUCCACUGUCAAACACACCUUUGAGUAACUUCUGCCCUCCCAUAAAGUUUUGGGAAACCUAUGCUGUGUAAUCAUCUUCUGAGAAGCCUGCCUUGCAUCUGACUGUGAGAUCCCCAUUAGGUGCCCUGGCUGAGCCCCCACAGCAAAAGAGCAAAAGAAGGAGGUGGCCUCACAGCUGUUUGGAGCCUAAGUCAUUUAGGGCUUUAAGCACUGGGAUUGGCACCUUGAAUUUGGCCGGACCUGAAUGGGCAGCCAAUCCCUGACUGUUGACUUUGCUAGCUGGGGCUAUAAUAGGAGCUGAGACCCAGCAACAGCUUCAGGACACCCAAGUGCGUUCCUCACACCCUAACAUAAUGCCCCUCUCCAUCUCAUAAUGGCCUCAUCUCAUUUUGAGAGGUGGAAACCCUAAGGCAAAUCUUGUAAAAUGUAUUGGAGGGAUGUGUGUAUGAAAACCUGAGAAGAGCCGAUAAUUCUGUAUUUUGAGGCACCAGCUGCCAUCAUUGAUGGUAGGCAAAGUUAGGCAGCUUCUUGGCACACAAUCAUUUCAAAGUGAGUAUAGUCAGGGCCAUGACAUGGUUUGGUUCGUAAGGAGGAGUUGGCUCAAAGUCUGCUUGAAUUGGUCUCUAGUGAUUCUGCUAAAUUUUGAUCAAAGGCUGCCCACCCAUGAUCAGAUUUACCGUAUUUUUCGCUCUAUAAGACGCAUCAGACCACAAGACGCACCUAGUUUUUGGAGGAGGAAAACAAGAAAAAAAAUAUUCUGAAUCUCAGAAGCCAGAACAGCAAGAGGGAUCGCUGCGCAGUGAAAGCAGCAACCCCUCUUGUUUUUCUGGCUUCUGGGAUAGCUGCGCAACCUGCAUUCGCUCCAUAAGACGCACACACAUUUCUCCUUACUUUUUAGGAGGGAAAAAAGUGAGUCUUAUAGAGCAAAAAAUACGGUAUUCUGUCGCAACAGUGAGGUCCAGAAAGAUGUGCUUGUAAAAAUUAAAAGGGGGGGGGUUCUUGGGAUUUUGCAUUGGAGGCUCUGGCUUGGAGCCAAAUAGAGUGAGUGAAUGAGUGAGUGGAAUGCAAAAUGAGUGAUGGGUUUUGGGUUACACUGGGAGAGAAUUAAACCUGUGACUGCAAUAUAACUAUUUUUUCUUUCAUUGUUCCUCAGUAUAAAGGCUUUCUUUCUUUUUCUUUUUUAAAGGGUGCUGGGUUUCUCUGUGUAUAGCAUUGUGUAGAAAGUCAUUUCUCUGUAAGACAUGCUUUUACAAGUAUUAUUUUUUAACUUUUCUUUGCAGGUAACUGA
Messenger RNA from Podarcis lilfordi (Lilford's wall lizard), 20730 nucleotides. The record is from the annotation of a GenBank genome assembly. Lineage: Eukaryota; Metazoa; Chordata; Lepidosauria; Squamata; Lacertidae.